Myotis myotis is the source of this 2776-nucleotide messenger RNA. It is a transcript of the gene ZBTB25, whose product is annotated as zinc finger and BTB domain containing 25. Gene Ontology annotation, cellular component: nucleus. The record is from RefSeq and is a predicted model, not a curated record. The transcript has 3 exons. Gene Ontology annotation, biological process: regulation of transcription by RNA polymerase II. Gene Ontology annotation, molecular function: protein binding; RNA polymerase II cis-regulatory region sequence-specific DNA binding; DNA-binding transcription factor activity, RNA polymerase II-specific. The coding region runs from base 466 to 1920 and encodes 484 amino acids. Lineage: Eukaryota; Metazoa; Chordata; Mammalia; Chiroptera; Vespertilionidae.
CUCCCAGGCUCCCGCGGCUUGGCGUCCCUGGCCCCGCGCCCUCAUCACUCUUCCCUCGGACACGCGGGCGCGUCUUUCCCCAGCCCCACUCCCGCUCUGAGGGGGCGCCCAUGAUUUUGCACAGCCUGGGGAAAGUCCCCGAGUCACGCGGGCGUGUGGGACGCCUGUAACGCUGAGGCUCGCCCCCACGCUUCCGCCUACAGAGUCACGACUGGGGACUGUGGCGGAGGCGCCGAGCGCGGGCCGACCCCCUCCUGGCCACUGGACCGGGCGGGCGGGCGAGCUGGCACGUAAGCACGCACGCACACUCCGGCCACGGCGCCCCUCGUUCGCGGCUACCCGGCGCGGGGUCACGUGGGCCCGUCACGGGGCGGCCGGCGCGGGAAGCCGCGCGAGAACGGCCCAUGGGGUGCGUGAGCCGGCGCCGCCGCGUGACGUUGGCGGCGCGGGAGCGGCCCCUCCCGCAUGGAGGAGCCCGCUGGCCGCCGCGGCGGCGUCUGGGUAAGCGACGCGGCCCGGCCCCCGUGGGCUGCUCCAGGCUCGGUCCCUCCCGCCGCGAGCCGCCCGGGGCGGCGGCGGCCUGCAGCUGCGCCGGUCGCGGGACAGAUAGCCACAAUGGACACAGCUAGCCAUAGCCUUGUCCUUCUGCAGCAGCUGAACAUGCAACGAGAAUUUGGUUUUCUGUGUGAUUGCACAGUUGCUAUUGGAGAUGUUUACUUCAAAGCCCACAGAGCAGUGCUUGCUGCUUUUUCUAACUAUUUCAAGAUGAUAUUUAUUCACCAAACAAGUGAAUGCAUAAAAAUACAACCAACUGACAUCCAGCCUGACAUAUUCAGCUAUUUGUUGCACAUUAUGUACACGGGGAAAGGACCAAAACAGAUUGUGGAUCAUAGUCGUUUGGAGGAAGGGAUUCGCUUUCUUCAUGCCGACUACCUUUCUCACAUUGCAACUGAAAUGAAUCAAGUGUUCUCACCAGAGACUGUGCAGUCCUCAAAUUUAUAUGGCAUUCAAAUCUCAACCACCCAAAAAACAGCUGUCAAAGAAGGGCUGGAGGUCAAAGAAACGCCUUCCAAUAACAAUGGAAACAGAGCUGCUGUCCAGGGUGACCACCCCCAGUUGCAGCUUUCUCUUGCUAUUGGGCUGGAUGAUGGCACUGACCAGCAGAAGGUCCAUCCUGCAGCCCAGGCCUUGGAGGAACACCAGAAGCCUCCAGUGUCCAUCAAGCAGGAGAGAUGUGACUCAGAAUCUGUGAUCUCCCAGAGCCACUCCUCAUCCUCAUCCGAGAUGACAGGCCCCACGUUCACCGAAAGUAGCAUCAAAAUUCACUUAUGCCAUUACUGUGGAGAACGUUUUGAUUCUCGUGGUAACCUAAGACAACAUCUCCAUACCCAUGUGUCUGGAUCUCUCCCAUUUGGCGUCCCUGCUUCCAUUCUGGAAAGUAAUGACCUUGGUGAAGUGCACCCACUUAAUGAAAAUAGCGAAGCUCUUGAAUGCCGCAGGCUCAGCUCCUUCAUUGUCAAGGAAAAUGAGCAACAGCCUGACCACUCAAACCGGGGUACCACAGAGCCUUUGCAGAUCAGUCAAGUGUCUUUGAUCUCCAAAGACACAGAGCCAGUAGAAUUAAACUGUAAUUUUUCUUUUUCAAGGAAAAGAAAAAUCAGUUGUACCAUCUGUGGUCAUAAAUUUCUCCGAAAGAGCCAAUUGCUGGAACACAUGUAUACACACAAAGGUAAAUCUUACAGAUAUAACCGAUGCCAAAGGUUUGGUAACGCAUUAACCCAGAGAUUUCAGCCAUAUUGUGAAAGCUGGUCUGAUGUCCCCCUGAAAAGUUCUCGCUUGUCGCAAGAACAAUUAGACUCAUCUUGUGCCUUAGAGUCAGAGCUCACACAAGAAAAUGUGGACACUAUCCUAGUUGAGUAGCAGUUUCUUCAGAAUUUUUAUAUCAGUUCUGACAAUUCACAUGCAUUUUUUUAUUCAUAAAUUAUUUUCCUCCUCAAGUUCUGUUAACUUUUCUUCUUUACUAUUUAUUGAUAGUUUUAACAUUGUAAUAUAUUAAUUCAUGGUUUUUAAAAUAACCUUCAAUGAGGGCUGUGAAUGUCUUAUAAAUUAAUUCACAAUUUGGAAAUCAAAAAUCAAUGUAGUAAUAUGGGACUUUAGAAAUAAAGAGUUAUUUAUAGAAUUUCUAAGUUUUUCCAGGUUGUAGAAUCAGUAAAAUCAAAUUAAUAUGAAGUAAAUGAAAUAUUUUUUACAGAAUACUCUACACUGGCACUUUUGGCUAAUGUUUCACAUGAAUAAACCCCUAAAGAAUUAUUUUUAAAUAUUUUCUGCCAUAUAGAAAAUUAAUAGUUAUUUUAAUGCAUAACAGUUAUAAUGUAUAAAAUGUGUUUUAAGCAUAGCUAUACCAAAUCAUGAGUAGUUUUUAAAUUAUGUUUUACUUACUAGCUCUGCAACAUUUUACAUGGCUUUUAUUUACCUUUUAACAUUGUGAGCAUACCUCAUUCUUAAUAGAAAAUAUUUUAGUUAAAAAGAGAGAAAAGGAGCAGGGUCAGACAUAAAAAAUCCUAAAGAGUAACAGGUACAUACACAGAGAUGACCAUAUGAGACAGAGAUUCAGAUAGAUCUGCAUUGACUAACACCCCAGUGUUAUUACCUUAAUCCAAUGUUUUCUUAUUUUUUUAAAAUAUAUUUUUUAUUGCCGAAACCGGUUUGGCUCAGUGGAUAGAGCGUCGGCCUGCGGACUGAAGGGUCCCGGGUUCGAUUCCGGUCAAGGGCAUGU